UACAGAGAGAGACGCAAAAACAUUGUCAUUCACUACUGCGACUACCCUUACUUUUCCCACCAACCUCGAAGCCUUGCUUUGCUGCUGGCGGAAACUCCGAAGUUCUCUUCUCUCUCUCUUCACAUUUCACAAAUCACAACCCUCCCUAACUAUUCUAUAACUACCUUCUCUUCCCUCUCAGAUUUCAUUUCUCGCCUCAGAUCUCCUUACUACAAAAAUGCAGAGCGUGGCUUUCACUCUCUCUCCCUCCCUCCCUCUCCGCACUCCCCACGCGCCUCGCUCCGCCUCCCUCUCUUUCCAUCCAUUGCGUCUCUCUGCUUCCAAAUCCGAUCCCCUUACCUCCAAUGCAACCUCUUCUUCCUUCACGCGCCGAUCCUGGCUUCAUUCUUCUUCCUCCUCCUUUAAGUUCCGCCCGCGCAAUUCCGAUCUCGACGACCGCGCUCGCUUCGAGGCAAGAGCCGCCUCCGUUCCCGAAAGCGCCAGCGGAGACGCCGCUGCCUCCGGCGGCUUGCUCAAGACUCUUGAGCUUGGCUCCCUCUUCGGCCUCUGGUACCUAUUCAACAUCUACUUCAAUAUCUACAAUAAGCAGGUCUUGAAGGUUUAUCAAUUUCCGGUGACUGUGACCCUUGUUCAAUUUGCUGUUGGAACUGUUCUUGUGUCGUUUAUGUGGGGUUUGAAUCUGUACAAGAGACCGAAGAUCACUGGUGCUCAGCUUGCAGCAAUAUUGCCACUGGCUCUCGUGCAUACUUUCGGAAAUCUUUUCACCAAUAUGAGUCUUGGAAAGGUGGCUGUGUCGUUCACUCACACAAUCAAAGCCAUGGAGCCUUUCUUUUCAGUGGUCUUUUCCGCAAUGUUCCUUGGAGAGAUGCCUACACCAUGGGUGGUUGGUUCCCUUUUGCCUAUUGUUGGUGGUGUUGCAUUGGCAUCUGUGACUGAGGCCUCUUUCAAUUGGGCUGGAUUUUGGAGUGCAAUGGCUUCCAACGUGUUGAAUCAAUCUCGUAAUGUUCUUAGCAAAAAAGUCAUGGUUAAGAAAGAGGAUUCUAUGGAUAACAUAACCCUCUUCUCUAUAAUAACGAUCAUGUCCUUCUUCUUGUUAGCACCUGUGGCUUUCGUCAUGGAGGGUGUCAAAUUUACCCCUACUUACCUGCAAUCUGCUGGUUUAAAUGUGAGACAAGUGUACAUUAGAUCUGUACUUGCUGCACUCUGUUUCCAUGCAUAUCAGCAAGUUUCUUACAUGAUAUUGCAGAGAGUAUCACCUGUUACUCACUCUGUUGGCAACUGUGUGAAGAGGGUUGUGGUCAUUGUUAGCUCUGUCAUCUUCUUCCAAACACCUGUCUCUCCUGUGAACGCUUUCGGAACUGCUGUAGCUCUUGCUGGAGUUUUCCUAUACUCAAGGGUGAAGAGGAUUAAGCCAAAGGCCAAGACAGCUUAAUUUUCAAAUGGUAAAAUUUUGUCGUUGCAUGAAAAAAGCAGCAGCCAAAUAGCUACAUCUCUAAUUUAUUUGUAGGUCAGAUAGGGAACUUGAGGAUUACCUCUUAUCCGUCACCUUUUUUGUUUUUUGUUUUUUGUUUCUUUUUUUUUUUCUCUCUUAGCUACCUUGUGGAUUUCAAUAUUCUGAGUAAGUGCCCAUUGAUUUUGCUACAUGAAAAAAUUUAUCAGCUUCUGAAUUUUGCUCAAAUACCUCAUGAAGGUGUGCGUGUUCUUAAUGUAAUAUUUGCUUACAUGAAGCAUAUAUGUAAUCAUCUAUUGAUUUGGUACA
Molecule: messenger RNA, 1759 nt
Organism: Arachis ipaensis
Lineage: Eukaryota; Viridiplantae; Streptophyta; Magnoliopsida; Fabales; Fabaceae
Product: triose phosphate/phosphate translocator, non-green plastid, chloroplastic
Biological process (GO): transmembrane transport
Cellular component (GO): membrane
Molecular function (GO): transmembrane transporter activity
Source: RefSeq, a predicted model, not a curated record